UUUUGCUGCUGCGAUUUUGGAGCAACGCAAAACCCUUUCCCUCUUUCCCCCUCUCGUCUCCUUCGCUUCGUCAUGUCUUCUUCGUCGCUUCCCGACGAAGUCGUCAAGAACCGGUGGCUCGGGUUUCUGAUCUGGCAGUCCAUCACGUCUGCCGUCAUCCACCUCUCCUCCUCCCUCCUCCUCCACCGCCUCGGCCGCGGCUCCUCCUCCUCCGUCGCCGCGACUCUCUUUGCUUUCCUCGCCUUCCACCUCUCCCUCCUCCUCCUCUCCCUCGCCAUCUUUCUUCUCUCCACUCCCCAUCCCGACCCCUCCGCCUCCCUCCCCGACCUUGCCGCUGCCACCCUACGCGCUUCCCUCAAGUCCCUCGUCGGCGGCUUCUCCCGUCCAUCCUUCACCGCCGACUUCGCCCACCGGGCUCGGCGCUCGCUCGCUUCCGGUGUUUUCCUGUUGGUUUGUGGCGUUGCGGGAUUCCUCUCGGUGGUGGCCGUGUGCGGGAAUGCUGAGGUGGUGGACGGGGCUAGCCUGGUUGGCGUGGGGUUGAGAGGGUUGGUUUUUGGGCUGGUUUAUGGUCUCCAUUAUGUUUACAGGAGGAGGUGGAUCCUAAAAUUUCCGAUCAUUCAGCGUCCUUUUUUCUACAGCUUCAAGAUUGGUCUGUCUCAAUCAUUGAAAAGAGCUCUUAAGUUAUCAGUUCAGGCUUAUGUCUCUUCGGUCAUACUAAUUUUCUUUUUGCCUGAUCAAUUAAAGAACAAGAAUAUGAUUGGAAAAUUCAUUAUUCAACAGCUCAGAUUUUACAUUGGGAUACUUACUGUUUCUAUCUGCUGGGAACUAAGCCAUCAUCUACUUCAGGAUGUACAUACUAGGAGGUGCAUUUUUGCACCACCACAGGGAUCAGCUGCAGCAGAAACAAAUCCUAGUGAAAUUCUGCUAGAGACUUUGGAACAAAGCAGUCCAAGAUCCCUCAUACAGUAUCUUGCAUAUCUUGAUCUGUGUCUUGUUACAGAGAGCAAUGCAGAACCUUGGCGUCGAGGUGCCUUUUUUGAAGAAACUGGUGAAACUUACCAAAGAACUAUAAAUGUAUGCUUAAGGCCUAUCGAGCAGCUUGCCUCUGGGCUUGCUGAAGGUCUUGAAGGUUUUUCCAUAAAUAGAUCUGAUCUCUUGUCCAAGCAAUUAAAUUCACCUGUAGACAUUCAAGUGGACUCCAGGCUUCAUGAAGCUCUCAAUGAUUUUCAGAUUUGCUCGUGGUGUGCAAGAGCUCUGGGAGCAUUGACGGCACGGUCUCACCUAGAGGAUAGGUAUGGAGUUGCUCAACUUACUGGCUGCAACAAAGCAGUCGUUUCGACAUUGUUAUCUUGCCUGCUGGCCGUGGAGGCUUGUGUGGGUAAAAAAACCAGCGUACAGCUGGCACACAUGCUGGGCCCUGCCAACAUCAGAUGGGCGACAGUCAACACUGGGAAAAGAGAUGCUGUGCCUGCACUGACUACCAAAAAAAGAGGCGCCGCACUGCAUGCUAAAGCUUAUGCCAUGGCCGAUGUUCUCAAAACAUCCAUAUACCAAGUCGUGUCUGCUUUCCAAACGGAUAUGCAGGCAAAUGCAAAAGCUUCGGUCUUGGAGAAGAAUUGGAUUGCCGAGGGAAAACCUAUAUAUGGUACACGUGAGAUCCUUAUACAAAAGUUGCAUCUCUUUUUGGAUUAUCGCGCCGUCUGAAGUUCUGAUUUAUUCAAUUCCUAUAUUUGUUUAAAAGUGUGGAGAUUUUGAUGAGGCGAUAUAAAUUUUUCUUGUCAAGAAGAGAUCACGUUUAACAAGGCUUUGUAACCUGCUCCGACUUUAAUUUGGAAGAAGCUCCCCUUAAGGUUAGAUUGUAAUGAGACCAGAUUCCAUGUUAUAAAGCACUAAUCCUUGUUGUUGCAUUA
Musa acuminata subsp. malaccensis (wild Malaysian banana) is the source of this 1910-nucleotide messenger RNA. RefSeq lists its product as uncharacterized. Gene Ontology annotation, molecular function: protein-macromolecule adaptor activity. The record is from RefSeq and is a predicted model, not a curated record. Gene Ontology annotation, biological process: nuclear pore organization. NCBI's taxonomy places the organism in Eukaryota, Viridiplantae, Streptophyta, Magnoliopsida, Zingiberales, Musaceae. Gene Ontology annotation, cellular component: nuclear pore transmembrane ring.